Photinus pyralis (common eastern firefly) is the source of this 1663-nucleotide messenger RNA. RefSeq names its product probable serine hydrolase. Lineage: Eukaryota; Metazoa; Arthropoda; Insecta; Coleoptera; Lampyridae. The transcript is spliced from 2 exons. Bases 526 to 1575 code for a protein of 349 amino acids. The record is from RefSeq and is a predicted model, not a curated record.
GACCCUACUAACAAAAAAACAGUAGCACACAAUGACUGUAUAGUCAGAAGCUUAAUAUUUCGAGAUCGCAAGGGGGAUCUUAUUUUUGUGGCAGACAACUACAAACCCUGUAAUUCGAAAUUGUGAUGAUACAAUUAACGUAAACAUCCUGUACAUCACAUCUGUUACACGUGACAUUGACCUCAUUUGAAAUGACACUACGUAUUUUAGAUUUUUACAAAUUCAGCACUUUUGUAUAUAAUAUCUGUGUGAGAUAAAAGUUAACCUCUAUACCAUGGUUUAUUCACAUCCCCUUCCACACGAUUGGCCAGGGUUAGGCAUUUGUUUUUUUCGCGUUGUAAUUUGCGCAAGGAAGCCGUUCAUAUAAAUCUAAUCAUAUUUAAGUAGGUGCGUCACGUUUCGACGUUCAGUCCGUUAAUUAAAUCCGCAUAUAACCCAUCAAAAUGUAUAAAUAACUUUUAAACGCGUCCAAAGUAAGAAUAUCCGUAACAACUCGGCAGUGGUGAAAAAAUUGAAAUAAGAGAAAUGAUUAAACAAUUGAGAAAUGUGUAUAGUGCAGUGAAUGGUUUAAAUCGAUCCGGGAAACGUUUCCUGGGUAAUCGCAUUCGCACCUACGAGGAAAUCAAGAUUCCGGUUCCUUGGGGUCACAUCGCCGGUAAAUGGUGGGGUCCUCAAAAUCAAAGGCCUAUUUUGGCUGUGCACGGCUGGCAGGAUAACAGCGGAUCAUUCGACCUGCUGAUUCCGCAACUGCCGCCGGAAGUGAGCGUUUUGGCCGUCGAUUUCCCCGGCCACGGACUAUCGACGCCGCUCCCGCCGGGCAUAUUUUACCAUUCCAUCGACAGCGUCAUCACCUUACGCCGCAUCGUCAAGUACUUCGAGUGGGAAAAGGUCUCCCUUUUAGGACACUCUCUCGGCGCCAUUCUUUGCUACGUCUACUCGACUAUGUAUUGUGAUACCGUAGACUUUCUAAUCUGCAUAGAGGGUCUGAAGCCCUUAGUUUUCGAGCAGAAUAAGCUGCAGCGUAUGAUACAAAAUGCGGAAAAUUUUUUACGGUACGACGAGAUCAUGGUGCAAAAUAAGGAGCCUCCCUGCUACACAUUCGACGAAAUGGAAAAGAUACUUCACGAGGCCUCCAAAAAGUCGAUAAACGUGGACAAGUGUAGGUAUAUUUUGGAAAGAAACGUGGCGCCAUCUACACGUGAACCAAACAAGUACCACUUUACCCGUGAUCUGCGAUUAAAAGUAGGCCCUUUGCUGGACAUGGCCCAAAAAGAUGUUGUAGCCGAUGCAUCUAACUGUACCUGCCCACUUAUCAUGUUUAAGUGCACCCGUACAUCGUACGUGGAAAAGAAGGAGCAAACAUUAGAGGUUAUUGAUGUACUUAAGAAAUGUAACCAUAAUAUGGAGAUGCACGCGGUCGAUGGAACUCAUCACGUACACCUUAAUAAUCCCGAACGCGUUUCUGGAUUAAUUUCUGGCUUCAUUAAAAAGUAUAAUAUUCACGAUCGAAGCAAAGGUGGCAUAAAAAAGGAAGUAAAGUUGAAGAAGGAAAAUCUUGUAGAUGUUUUAAGUUGACGUUGACUAUUUUUUGUUAAUUUAAAUUGCAUUUGUUUUUGUAGCCUGUUUAUAUAUAUUGCGUAAAUAUAUAAUAAACAAAAAAAAU